This is a messenger RNA of Phlebotomus argentipes, 1972 nucleotides long. RefSeq names its product hexokinase type 2 (gene Hex-A). The record is from RefSeq and is a predicted model, not a curated record. Bases 108 to 1505 code for a protein of 465 amino acids. Gene Ontology annotation, cellular component: cytosol; mitochondrion. Gene Ontology annotation, biological process: glucose 6-phosphate metabolic process; intracellular glucose homeostasis; glycolytic process. Gene Ontology annotation, molecular function: D-glucose binding; ATP binding; mannokinase activity. The transcript is spliced from 8 exons. Lineage: Eukaryota; Metazoa; Arthropoda; Insecta; Diptera; Psychodidae.
ACCAAAAUCUGGCUCUGGGCUUUUUUCUCGUGAAAUGUUUGGAAGCAAAAGAGUGUUUUGUAGGCUAAUAAAAGUGACAAUUUAAUUGAGAUUGCGAGUGUAUUAAAAUGCUUCAAUGGAUAAUGAAUAUUUGUGGAAAGGGCGCGAAGAGAAAGACAGAAGGAGUCACAGAAUAUAUCAAGAAGCAGUGCGAAGAGCUGAUUCUCACGGAUGAGAAGACGAAGCUGUUCAUGUCACGACUGCUGGACGAGAUCAACAGAGGCCUGAAGAAGGAGACUCACGCGGAUGCGGACAUCAAGUGCUUCGUCACGUACGUGCAGGAUCUGCCGAAUGGCAAAGAGACUGGAAAAUUCCUGGCACUGGAUUUGGGCGGAACGAACUUCCGCGUGCUGCUGAUCCAUCUCAAGGGUGAGAAUGAGUUCGAGAUGCUGUCCAAGAUCUACGCCAUCCCGAAGACUAUCAUGGUGGGCACGGGAAAGCAGCUCUUCGAUCACAUUGCCGAGUGCUUGGCCAAUUUCAUGAAGGAACACAAUGUGUACAGCGAGCGACUUCCUCUGGGCUUCACGUUCUCCUUCCCACUCACACAGCUCGGACUGACGAAGGGAAUCCUGGCGCGAUGGACGAAGGGCUUCGAUUGCGACGGUGUUGUUGGCGUUGAUGUUGUGCAGCUGCUGAAGGAUGCAAUUGCGAGACGAGGAGAUGUUAAGAUAUUGGUGUUGGGAAUUCUCAAUGAUGCCACUGGAACGCUAAUGUCAUGCGCCCACAGAAAUCACAAUUGCCAAAUAGGUGUGAUUGUGGGAACUGGAAGCAAUGCUUGUUACGUGGAAAAGGUGGAGAAUGCUGAGCUGUUUGAUGUGCCAAAUAACAAGAAGCCACAUGUGCUGAUCAACACCGAGUGGGGCGCUUUUGGUGACAAUGGCGCACUGGACUUUGUGCGGACGGAGUUCGAUCGGGAGAUGGACGAGUACAGCAUCAAUCCGGGAAAGCAAUUACAGGAGAAAAUGAUCUCGGGCAUGUAUUUGGGCGAAUUGGCGCGUCUUGUCAUCCAGAAGUUCACGAAGAGCGGUCACUUGUUCGGCGGCCAAGGGUCAGAAUUGCUGUACAAGCGGUGGAAGUUCUUCACCAAGUACGUGUCUGAAAUUGAGUCCGACAAUGCCGGAUCGUUCAACAACUGUCGCGAAGUGAUGGAGGAAUUGGGCUUGGGACAUGCCACGGAUCAGGAUUGUGCCAAUGUGCGAUAUAUCUGCGAGUGCGUGUCACGCAGAGCGGCGCAUCUCGUGUCGGCCGGCAUUUCGGCGCUCAUCAAUAAGAUGGGAGAACCCGUAGUCACAGUCGGCGUUGAUGGCUCUGUUUAUCGUUUCCACCCGAAAUUCCACGAUCUGAUGAUGGAGAAGAUGAAGCAAUAUGUGACGCCUGGCAUCAGCUUCGACCUCAUGCUCUCGGAAGAUGGAUCAGGACGCGGAGCGGCACUCGUGGCGGCGGUGGCGUCGCGUGAGAAUCACUAGAGAAAGAAAGAAAUAACCCACAAAAUUCACAUUGUAAAUACGGGAAGAAAAAAAAAAUCUAUGGAGAUUGAAUUUAUCGAUCAUAUUUGGAUAAGAAUUUCAAUUCCGGUUUGGCUUUAAAAGUGUGACGAAAGAGUGGAAGGAAAAAGACAGACGCUUUACUAAGUUUUUGUAGAUUUGUUAUCAGCCGAAAUACAAGAGUGAAUGAAUUAUAAUCCAAUCAAUUUGAGAUUGUGCCAUUGAUUUGUUGCACCCCUCCAAAAGAAAAAAAAGAAAAGAAAGCAAAGAAAAUUCUCAUUAAAACAAGUUUGUAUAAAAAUAUAACGGAAAGACAAUACUUUUAAACUAAAAAACAAGAGGAAAACAACAUAGCAGAGAAAAACCAUAGAUUGUAAUAGUGAAUUAUUAUUUCAUAGCAAUAUAUCAUUUCACUUUUAUCCAUUCUAAUCAUACUUCAGUGUAGAUGA